This is a messenger RNA of Penicillium bovifimosum, 1689 nucleotides long. RefSeq names its product cytochrome P450. The coding region runs from base 1 to 1689 and encodes 562 amino acids. Lineage: Eukaryota; Fungi; Ascomycota; Eurotiomycetes; Eurotiales; Aspergillaceae. The record is from RefSeq and is a predicted model, not a curated record. The transcript has 2 exons. Gene Ontology annotation, molecular function: iron ion binding; heme binding; monooxygenase activity.
AUGCCUAUUCCACUAGCAUCACCACAGACCUCCGAUCCUGUUUUCUACUUGAUCGGAGAUGAAGUGUCAACGGCCCAGUCUGUAACACUUGAUUCCAAGUGGAAGCUGGAAGAUGUCAAGCGCGCUGUAGGAGCAGUGUUUCAUGUGGCUCAGCCAAUGGGCUUGACCUUCCACUACGGUGAAAACGAGCAGGAGCUCUCUACAGUAGAAGAAAUCUCCAGCACACCCUCAUCACAAACUACACCAAUCGGUCUCCGCGUCGAUGGACAGGCAGUUCAGAGUCCCCAGGGCCCCGAGGGCCUGCCCCUCGUUGGUAGCUAUUAUGAGAUCUUCCCCGACCACCUGGGCAACCACUACCGACUAUUCCGCAAAUAUGGCCAUGUUAUCAAGACCACCAACAUGGGCAAAACGACAUACCUCACCGAUAGCCCGGAAGUGGCAGCUGUCGCCCUCUCUGAAUCAGUCUACAUGACCAAGAAGAUCAACGAGAACCACCCUCUCUGGGGUGUCAAGGACAACACUGCCAUCUUCAUCGGAGAUACCGAAACCGAGAACUGGCGGUUGGCCCACAAAUUCCUGCCACCUGCAAUGGGUCCUAAGGCAGUGCGUCACUAUACCCCGUUGAUGCAAGAGUGUGCGCGCCAGUCCUUUGCAGUGUUCGAUGAACUUGAUGCUCAAGGCAAAUCCUGGAACGCCUACCAGUACAUGAUCAAGCUUGCGUCGCAGACCAUUGGCAAAUUCUCCCUGAACACCGACUUCGAACAUUUCACCCAUGUCGACGCCCCUUUGCACCCCAUCGUUACCAACAUCGCCAGCCUGCUGUCUCUCAAUAAGAAGAUCACCGCUCGCGGUGAAUGGUACCGCCAUCUUCCCUUCGGCGACCCUGCGCGUCUCAAGCUCGUCCAGAAGACCAUCUACUCCCUGCUUCAGGAAAAGAUCGAUCUCGUCAAGGGGUCGGGCAUUGAGGGUAUGCCCAUGGCUCAAGCCGCCACCGAGGCAUCUUGCGUGGUUGACUAUCUCCUCAACACAGUCGACGAGCAAGGCCAAAAAUUCCCCGAAGGCCUGAUCGUCGCCAACAUGCUCAUUGUCACCGGUGCCGGAUUCACAACUACCUCCGCUCUGAUGUCAUGGCUCCUCUACUGCCUCGUUACCUACGAAGGCGCCCAAGACCGCCUUUACGAAGAACUGUGUGAGCGCGGGGUUGCAAACGGCGAUGUCGAAUGGACGCCCGAGUUUGCCCACAGCCUGACAUUCCUGGAUUCCUUCGUCAAGGAAACACAGCGCCUUCACAACGCCUCCUUCCAGCCCGGCCGCACAACGAAAACUGACGUUGUCUUGCCCGGCGGGUACCGCUUGCCUCCUGACAGUGUCCUCGUUCCCAACCUUUAUUCCAUCCACACCAACCCUGAAGUCUGGCGUGAUCCCUUCCGCUUUGAUCCUGAUCGCUGGACUACCGACGAGACCAAGAACAAGCACCGUUGCGCUUAUAUUCCGUUCGCCACUGGCCCUCGUGGCUGUAUUGGGUUCAACUUCGCGCUGCUAGAGGUCAAGAUCUUGUUGUCGGAGCUUGUCUCGCGUUACGAGUUUACCCGCGAGGGUCUUGAGGCUGUCGAGUAUGAUCCUGAGUUCCAGUUGAUUCGCCCGUUGAACUUCUAUGUUCGGGCCAAGAGAAGAAAUCCCACUGCCUAG